AGAGAGAGAGAGAGAGAGAGAAAUACGUUUGCGCGGACAAGCGGUUCGGAGGCAGUUCGAGGAAAGCCAGGCUGCCCGAAACGAGCCCUACUGCACGGAGAAUGCGAAACGUUUCCAGACACAAAUAUAUAAAUCCGGCCCACUUUAUACUGCUGCGGAGGCGGAUUUAAAAAGAGGAAACGUAAAAAAGCCGGAGAUAGGUGGCUGGUCUACCUGGGCUCAGGAACGGAUGCGCAGGGUAGUACUGAGAUGUGAGCGAUGCCGCCGGCAUUGAGGAGGAUGCCGAUCGUGCCAUCUGCAAACGGACUGACAGGCUGAUCCGGGGUGAUCCACACAAAGAACAGCCUACUCUGUAAGUGCGCGAAGUUUGCCCAUGGCGCUGGUGAUGGAGCCGGUGAGCAAGUGGACUCCGGGCCAGGUGGUGGACUGGAUGAAAGGCCUGGACGACUGCCUGCAGCAGUACAUUAAGAACUUUGAACGGGAGCAAGUGGGUGGAGACCAGUUGUUACGUAUCACGCACCAGGAAUUGGAGGACUUGGGUGUGUCACGGAUUGGCCAUCAGGAGCUCAUCCUGGAGGCUGUGGACCUACUAUGUGCACUGAACUACGGGCUGGAGACAGAGAACCUGAAGACACUGUCCCACAAGCUGAAUGCCUCAGCCAAGAACCUGCAGAACUUUAUCACGGGCCGGCGGCGCAGCGGGCACUAUGAUGGGCGCAGCGCACGAAAGCUGCCCAACGACUUCCUGACGUCUGUGGUGGACCUCAUUGGCGCUGCCAAGAGCCUGCUGGCCUGGCUGGACAGAUGCUACCUGUUUUUCAGAUCUCCCUUUGCUGCAGUAACAGAUUACUCAGUGACCCGGAACAGUGUCAUCCAACUGUGCCUGGAGCUCACCACCAUCGUGCAACAGGAUUGUACUGUGUAUGAAACAGAGAACAAAAUCCUGCAUGUGUGUAAGACGCUGUCCGGGGUCUGCGACCACAUCAUAUCCCUGUCCUCUGACCCUGUGGUCUCUCAGUCCGCCCACCUGGAGGUGGUCCAGUUGUCCAACAUCAAGCCCACAGACGGACUGGGCAUGUAUAUAAAAUCUACAUAUGAUGGCCUCCAUGUCAUCACAGGGACGACUGAAGGGUCUCCUGCUGAUCGCUGCAAGAAGAUCCAUGCGGGCGAUGAGGUCAUUCAGGUGAACCAGCAGACUGUGGUGGGCUGGCAGUUGAGGAACUUGGUGAGCUCUCUGCGUGCGGAUCCCAGCGGUGUGUUGCUGACUCUGAAAAAGCGGCCCCAGAGCACUCUGGGUGCAGCUCCCGCCUUGCUAAAGAACAUGCGAUGGAAGCCGCUGGCCCUGCAGCCUAUUAUUCCCAAGAGUCCCACCAGCAGCGUUGCCACACCCUCCAGCACCAUCAGCACCCCUUCCAAGCGAGACUCUGCCCUGCAAGACCUGUUCAUUCCCCCUCCGCCAGCAGAACCCUACAUACCCAGGGACGAGCAGGGUAACCUGCCUGGGGAUGACCUGUUCCGUCACCAUGGUGGUAUCCCAGUUGCCAAGGGCUCUGAGUCCCCCAACUCCUUCCUGGACCAGGAGUAUCGCAAGCGCUUCCCUCUGGGGGAGGAGGAGGCCAUGCUCUACUGCUAUGAGUAUGACAAAAGCCGGGGCACCCCGCCCGGGCACCGGGAUGGCACGCCCACCUAUGGCCGGUUAAGGCCCAUCUCCAUGCCUGUGGAAUACAGCUGGGUGCCAGACUAUGAGGAUCCAGCCAAACUGAAGAGAGAGGGCAGGAGAGAGAAUUCAAUGUUGCGGUACGUGAGUGAGGAGCGGGUGCCAAGUGAGGAGCGCCACACCCGCAGUGGCCGGCGUGUGAAGCGCAAGGGUGAGAAGAGUGGCAGCCCUGGGCGCUACACCCUGCUGCCCUCCCUGCAGAUGGAGGUGCGCAGGCAGGAGUCUAUGUCCACCCCCAGCCCGGACUCACCCUCCCUCUACCAGAGCUUCCAGCAGUCCUCACUGCCGUCCAAGUCCAAGAAGAAGAGCAAAGCUGGACCCCCAGCCUCCAUCAGCAAGCGUCGGGUGUCCUGCCGGGACCUUGGCCGUGGUGACUGCGAGGGUUGGCUCUGGAAGAAGAGGGAUGCCAAGAGCUACUUCUCUCAGAAGUGGAAGAAGUACUGGUUUGUGCUGAAGGACUCCUGCCUCUACUGGUACAUGAACGAGGAGGAUGAAAAGGCCGAGGGCUUCAUCAGUCUCCCGGAGUUUAAGAUUGACCGGGCGAGCGAGUGCCGCAAGAAGUAUGCCUUCAAGGCCUGUCACCCCAAAAUUAAGAGCUUCUACUUCGCUGCAGAUGGUGUGGAUGACAUGAACAGGUGGCUGAGUCGCCUGAACAUGGCGGCAGCAGGCUAUGUAGAGUGCGAGCGGAUCAGGCAGGACCAGGGAGACCGGGCAGAUUAUUGGAGUGAGAGCGAGCAGGAAGAAAACGACAUGCCAUCAACGCCCAAGCAGGACAGCCCGCCCCCCCCAUAUGACACGUACCCCCGCCCACCAUCGAUGAGCUGCGCCAGCCCCUACCUGGAGCCCAAGCAUGCCCGGCUCUCCUCCACUGAGACAUCACAGUCGCGCUCGUCUCACGAGGAGUUCCGUUCUGAGCCACUGGGGGGCAGCAGCAGCGGUGGUGUCUCUCCGGCACGCAAGUCGGCCAGCCAGCGGCGCUCAUGGCAGGACCUGAUUGAGACACCGCUGACCAGUGCGGGGCUGCAUUACCUGCAGACGUUACCCCUAGAGGAUGCUGUGUUUGGGGAGCCAGGGGGUGGGGUUUCCCCUGAGGGACGCCGCCAGUCCACACUGCCAGCCCAGCGCAGCUUGCUUCAGGACCACUAUGGACCCUUCCCCAUGGCAGGGGGUGAGAACCUGCUGAAGCUGCCUGGGGGAGGAGUGAAGCCACGCAGUUACACCCUGCCCCGCGAUGGUAGCCUCCACACCAUUCUUAGCCCAUCUGCCAACACUGAACAAAGUGAUAUACACAAGCUCCAGCAGGGCCGGGACCACGAGAGGGACUCAGGCAGCGAGCAGGACGGUGGCCAGAGGGCAGACUCGCUGCGGGACCUGUACUUGGCUCUGGAGCGGGCCAGUCUGUCACCCUUGGGGCAGCUGCGGCCCUCUACACGGCUGGAGUACCGGCGUUCCUUCUUGCAGCGCAGCAGUGACCCCCAGCUCAAUGACAAGCUGCACCGCCUGCGUGUCCUGCAGAGCACGCUCAAGGACAGGGAGGGUGAGAUGGCUUUGAUCAACAAGCUCCUGGCCAAUCCCAAUCUCACGUCCUCCGACUUCCAGGAGUGGAAGAGGAUGUACCAGGAGAUGUUCAUGGAGGCACCCCAGGCCCUUGCCCCAUCGGAGCGGGAAGCUGCCCCCCCCCGACCCGCCACGCUGUCCCACACCCACUCCUACAUUGAGACGCACGUGUGAGCCACUGGAUUAUUCCCUCCGUGACAGCCAUGAGACUCCUGGGGGGUUACUGGCUGUCCCUGUGCUGUAGAUAAACGCUAGCCACCCCUCCCCCCUUGGAGAGGGUGGUGCAGGGCUGGGAGGCACUCUGAAUCUGAGUGAUUCUCCUGUGAUUCCUUGUGGGGGGUGCUGGGUAUGUCCCUGUGAUGGCCUCGGGCUGGUCCUGCCAUGACGGCCUAGAGCAUCCUUCCUGUUUACCUCACUGCAGGACAGUUUGUUAUUCAAGUCCUUUUAUUGUGUUUGCCAACAUGCGGCUAUUAAUAUGCUGAUUUUUAGCACCUUCACUAUAGUUGCCAGUAAUGUUGCGUUUUCCUCAGUUUGACCUGACAUUGUCCCGUUAUGCCCAGCUCACUGGCUCCACUUCUUUGCUGGGGGGGGGGCAAAGGGCAUGAGGCUUUGCUGUGUUUAAGGACCUGAGCAGCGUGAGUCUCUGUUAACAUGCUGACUCCUCGUUAGCAACGCCCCUGUGAAGCCCCGGCCUCCCCCAGUGGUCGCCUGCCUGUGACAGAUGGCGUUCAGCAUCCGUGUCGGGGGGGGGGGGGGGG
Paramormyrops kingsleyae is the source of this 4032-nucleotide messenger RNA. It is a transcript of the gene cnksr2a, whose product is annotated as connector enhancer of kinase suppressor of Ras 2a. Gene Ontology annotation, molecular function: protein binding. NCBI's taxonomy places the organism in Eukaryota, Metazoa, Chordata, Actinopteri, Osteoglossiformes, Mormyridae. The record is from RefSeq and is a predicted model, not a curated record. Gene Ontology annotation, cellular component: cytoplasm; membrane. Gene Ontology annotation, biological process: regulation of signal transduction.